AUGCUGUUUAAUUUGAGGAUCCUGUUGAACAAGGCAGCUCUUAGAAACGGUCACAGUUUCGCGGUUCGAAAUUAUCGAUGUGGACAACCACUACAAAAUAAAGUACAGCUAAAGGGUCGUGACCUCCUCACUCUAAAGAACUUUACAGGAGAAGAAAUUAAGUAUAUGCUAUGGCUAUCAGCAGAUCUGAAAUUCAGGAUAAAACAGAAAGGAGAGUAUUUGCCUUUACUGCAAGGAAAGUCCUUAGGCAUGAUUUUUGAAAAAAGAAGUACUCGAACAAGAUUGUCCACAGAAACAGGCUUUGCACUUCUGGGAGGACACCCUUGUUUUCUUACCACACAAGAUAUUCAUUUGGGUGUGAAUGAAAGUCUCAUGGACACAGCACGUGUGUUGUCUAGCAUGACAGAUGCAGUGUUGGCGCGAGUGUAUAAACAAUCAGAUCUGGACAUCCUGGCUAAAGAAGCAUCCAUCCCAAUCAUCAAUGGGCUGUCAGAUUUGUACCAUCCUAUCCAGAUCCUGGCUGAUUACCUCACUCUCCAGGAACACUACGGCUCUCUGAAAGGCCUUACCCUCAGCUGGAUCGGGGAUGGGAAUAACAUCCUGCACUCCAUCAUGAUGAGUGCAGCGAAAUUCGGGAUGCACCUUCAGGUGGCUACUCCAAAGGGUUAUGAGCCUGAUCCCAGCAUAACCAAGUUGGCAGAGCAGUAUGCCAAGGAGAACGGUACCAAGCUGUCACUGAUGAACGAUCCAUUGGAAGCGGCUCGUGGAGGCAAUGUAUUAAUUACAGACACUUGGAUAAGUAUGGGGCAAGAAGAGGAGAAGAAAAAGCGGCUCCAGGCUUUCCAGGGUUACCAGGUUACAAUGAAGAUGGCUAAAGUUGCUGCUUCUGACUGGACAUUUUUACACUGCUUGCCCAGAAAGCCAGAAGAAGUGGACGAUGAAGUGUUUUAUUCUCCACGAUCACUUGUAUUCCCAGAGGCCGAAAACAGAAAGUGGACAAUCAUGGCUGUCAUGGUGUCCCUGAUGACAGAUUACUCGCCUCAGCUCCAGAAGCCAAAGUUUUAA
This is a messenger RNA of Mesoplodon densirostris (Blainville's beaked whale), 1065 nucleotides long. It is a transcript of the gene OTC, whose product is annotated as ornithine transcarbamylase. Gene Ontology annotation, molecular function: amino acid binding; ornithine carbamoyltransferase activity. Gene Ontology annotation, biological process: L-citrulline biosynthetic process. Gene Ontology annotation, cellular component: mitochondrion. Lineage: Eukaryota; Metazoa; Chordata; Mammalia; Artiodactyla; Ziphiidae. Bases 1 to 1065 code for a protein of 354 amino acids. The record is from RefSeq and is a predicted model, not a curated record. The transcript is spliced from 10 exons.